Messenger RNA from Suillus subalutaceus, 879 nucleotides. RefSeq lists its product as uncharacterized. The record is from RefSeq and is a predicted model, not a curated record. NCBI's taxonomy places the organism in Eukaryota, Fungi, Basidiomycota, Agaricomycetes, Boletales, Suillaceae. The annotation marks the transcript as partial. The transcript is spliced from 2 exons.
ACGCACCACAUCGAUAAAUUCCCUGCAACUUUCUUUCGGGCACAACCUAAUGGCGCUGCCGUUCGAACGGCCAUGUCCGUUGAUCACGAGCAACUAGCAAAUAUUCCGGCCACAGGCAAGGUGCAGGUGCCUCUCCGAGACCUCCCUGCCAGCGUCGAAGUCCCCGGGGGCCUUCCACCCUACUUAAUUAUUCGAUUCGAUCGAUUCAUAACUCAGGUGAAUCAAAAGCGCCUCCGAAAGCGCUGGGACGAUGUUCUGGCCAGUGGUGCAAAGCACCAACCCCGCAAAUGUGAUGCGAACCGUUCCGACAACAAUAAUGCCUUCCACUUCGGCAUCUGGGAGAUUACUAGCUCUACGCCACAUUUGACUGCUGAAACAACAAACCAGACCCCACAAGCUAUCACUGCUAUCGACGCCUUACUGAGGUUCAUAGGCGACUUCAUAGCUGGAAAGAUUUGCAGUGUUUUUGAGACCCACGCACCAGAACAAUGGGAUAUUAUGCAACGGGCAUACGAGCGGGUUCAAAGGGUCCUCGCCGCUGAAUUACUGGCCCGCCCCAGUUUGGACUUUGGGGGGGCAUUUUUUGCGGUGGCUGUCAAAGAAGGGGGAUCUGGGCUGGUUCAUAUCGACUGGCAUGACAACCAUGCAAUUUGGGCAUUUGUGUUUGCCGUAGGUGAUUGGGAGGGUGGAGAGUUUUGCGCUCCUGAAUUAGGGAUUAAAAUUCCUAUUCGACCAGGUCAAGUUUUUGCCGUUCUCGCCCGGGUAGUGGCUCAUUUUAGCGCUCCUGUAACCAAUGGUCGUAGAAUUGUUUUCACUUGUUUUACUGACAGGCUCACUGUAUUACACUCAGAUCCUGCCUUUGUCACGGUGGUGGGGUAG